This is a messenger RNA of Penicillium canescens, 1446 nucleotides long. Its product is annotated as cytochrome P450. The record is from RefSeq and is a predicted model, not a curated record. The transcript has 5 exons. Lineage: Eukaryota; Fungi; Ascomycota; Eurotiomycetes; Eurotiales; Aspergillaceae. Gene Ontology annotation, molecular function: heme binding; iron ion binding; oxidoreductase activity, acting on paired donors, with incorporation or reduction of molecular oxygen. Bases 1 to 1446 code for a protein of 481 amino acids.
AUGAACAAAGUAGAUUCUUAUGUGGGUUUUGCAUCUCUACCACUUUGUGUGACCCUCAGCAUACCCUUCAUUCUUUAUUUCCUUUACCAUCUCGUCCUCUUUCCGCUAUUUCGUUCCGAUCUUCGCUCUGUCCCAGGCCCAUUCCUCGCUAAAGUGACUAACCUGCAUCGGCUGUUGCUGGUUCGUACUGGCUUGGCCCAUGAACAUCACCUCCGCCUUCACGAGCGACAUGGCCUUUUCGUACGUCUUGGGCCCAACAACGUCUCUGUUGGCUCCCCCGCCGCGAUUCCCAUUCUAUAUAAUACACGAACUCGACAUAUUAAAUCAGCCUUUUACCCGGUCAUGGGGAACGUCGCCCAUGGGAAGGUUGUUCCUACUAUAUUCUCCACGCGCGACGAAUCUGUUCACGAGAUAAUGAAACGUCCCAUAGCGCAAGUGUACGCCAUGUCAAAUCUCAAGACGUACGAGCCACUGGUGGAAAGCACUGAGUCCCUCCUCAUCAGUAAACUAGAGAAUUUAGCGGACGAGGAGAGGACCUUUGACCUGGGGACAUGGCUGCAUUGGUUCGCGACAGAUGUCAUUAUGGAGAUGACUUUUGGAAAGAGGCUUGGGUUUUUGGAGAGGGAGGAGGAUGUGGAUGGAAUUCUAGAAACAAUAGAGGGACGGUUUUGCGUGUCUCCGGUCCUGAAAUUUGCGCUUAAACGAAUAGCAGAGCGGGAAAAUGAGCGACAUGAUCAACCUGAAAAGAGAUUCCAAGAGCAAGACUUCUUGUCUCGAUUUCUGGACACUAAGGAUAGUAAUCCCAGUAUCCCUGACUCUUGGAUCAUAUCUUGGUGUCAACAAAACGUUCAAGCCGGUUCAGAUUCUACUGCCAUUACAUUGACUCAAGUGAUAUAUCACCUUUUGAAGUAUCCGGACUCCAUGGAAACCUUGCUUGCGGAAUUGGAUCAUGCUGAUCUUCCGUCGCCCGUUCCCUGGGAUAUUGCACAUAAGCUUCCCUACCUUGAUUCUUGCAUCAAGGAGGCCUUGAGGAUGACUCCGGCGAUAGGGAUCCCAUUGGAGCGGGUUGCGCCUGUGGAGGGUUUAGAGCUAUGUGGCAAGUAUUUUAAAGCUGGGACAGUACUUGGAGUCAACGCUUGGGUUGUGCACAGGGAUAAAGAGGUGUAUGGGGCAGACGCUGCUCUCUGGAGACCGGGGCGGUGGAUUGAAGCUAGGCAGAAUGAGAGGAAAGAGAUGCAACGCGGGUUAUUUGCGUUUGGUGGAGGGUCGAGGAUCUGUCUCGGAAAAAACAUCUCGUACCUGGAGAUGUAUAAGGUCAUCCCUGAAAUGUUAAGAAGGUUCAAGUUUGAGCUCAUCAAUCCACAAAAUGAAUGGUCAUUGAAAAAUGGAUUCUUUACUUACACAAAGGGCGUUGAAGUCUCGGUUCAAAGAAGGGAGAACUCUUGA